Molecule: messenger RNA, 1605 nt
Organism: Rangifer tarandus platyrhynchus (Svalbard reindeer)
Lineage: Eukaryota; Metazoa; Chordata; Mammalia; Artiodactyla; Cervidae
Source: the annotation of a GenBank genome assembly
AUGCCUCUGUUUGCCACCAAUCCCUUCGAUCAGGAUGUCGAGAAAGCAACCAGUGAGAUGAAUACUGCUGAGGAUUGGGGCCUCAUUUUGGAUAUUUGUGAUAAAGUCGGUCAGUCUCGCACUGGACCUAAAGAUUGCCUUCGGUCUAUUAUGAGGAGGGUAAACCAUAAAGAUCCUCAUGUGGCUAUGCAGGCUCUCACCCUUCUAGGAGCAUGUGUAUCAAACUGUGGCAAAAUUUUUCACUUAGAAGUAUGUUCGAGAGAUUUUGCUAGUGAAGUAAGCAACGUAUUAAACAAGGGUCAUCCUAAAGUGUGUGAAAAAUUGAAGGCUCUUAUGGUUGAAUGGACAGAUGAAUUCAAGAAUGAUCCACAGCUUAGUCUAAUAUCAGCAAUGAUUAAGAACCUAAAGGAACAGGGUGUUACGUUUCCAGCUAUUGGCUCUCAGGCUGCAGAGCAAGCGAAAGCAAGCCCAGCUCUGGUAGCCAAGGAUCCUGGUGCUGCGGCUAACAAAAAAGAAGAGGAAGAUUUAGCGAAAGCCAUUGAGUUAUCCCUGAAGGAACAAAGGCAGCAGUCAACCACCCUUUCCACUUUGUAUCCAAGCACAUCCAACCUCUUAACUAACCAUCAACAUGAAGGCCGGAAAGUUCGUGCUAUAUAUGACUUUGAAGCUGCCGAAGAUAAUGAACUGACUUUUAAAGCUGGAGAAAUUAUUACAGUUCUUGAUGACAGUGAUCCUAACUGGUGGAAAGGGGAAACUCAUCAAGGCAUGGGGCUCUUCCCCUCGAAUUUUGUGACUGCAGAUCUCACUGUUGAGCCUGAAAUGAUUAAAACGGAGAAGAAGACGGUACAAUUUAGUGAUGAAGUUCAGGUAGAAACGAUAGAACCAGAGCCAGAACUAGCCUACAUUGAUGAGGAUAAAAUGGACCAGUUGCUACAGAUGUUGCAAAGUACAGAUCCCAGUGAUGAUCAACCGGAUCUUCCAGAGUUACUUCAUCUUGAAGCAAUGUGUCACCAGAUGGGGCCUCUCAUUGAUGAGAAGCUGGAGGAUAUCGAUAGAAAACAUUCAGAACUCUCAGAACUGAACGUUAAAGUGAUGGAAGCCCUGUCCUUGUAUACCAAGUUAAUGAAUGAAGACCCUAUGUAUUCCAUGUAUGCAAAAUUACAGAAUCAGCAGUAUUAUAUUCAGUCAUCCGGUGUUUCUGGUUCUCAGGUGUACCCACCUCAGAGUGGUGCUUACCUGGUCGCAGGGAGCGCCCAGAUGAGCCACCUGCAGAGCUACAGCCUGCCCCCCGAGCAGCUGUCUUCCCUCAGCCAAGGAGCAGUGCCGCCAUCUGCAAGCCCAGCCCUUCCUACUCAGCAAGCCCAGGCUUCCUACCCCAACACAAUGGUCAGCUCCGUCCCGGGAAGCACGUAUCCCAGCCCGGCUUCAGUGUAUAGUCCUCCCCCUGCCGCCACAGCUGCUCCCGACGUCACCAUCUACCAGAACGCAGGGACCAGCCUGUCCCAGGUGCCGAACUAUACGUUACCGUCCACAGUGCCCCAGCCUGGGGGCAGCCAGCAGCCACCUCAGCCGCAGCAGCCAUACUCCCAGAAGGCUCUGCUAUAG